AUGUCCAAGACCGAGUCAACCAGUCCAUCCGGAAACGGUAAGUCUCCAACUGCGCGCAGGCACGCAGUUUCAGAGCAGGGCGGCGUUGUGGGUGUGGCCUCCGUCGCGAUAUCGUCACUCAUGCCCGGACGUCUCAGGGAUAUUCGAGAUGGUGUAGGCGACAUGUCGUAUAAGCCGUCCCACUGCGACAAGCACGAGACGAUGAGGGGAUACUGCCCGGAUUGCGAGGGUCCAAACGUAGAGCAAGGACGGGCCUACUGUGCAGCGAGAGACUUCAGGAAGGUUAGGAAAGUGAUUCGCGCGAUCGGCGAAGCCCGCGACAAAGAGAGACGGGCACGUGUGCUGAGAGCCAACAUUCGAGACAAGGCCGUUAACGCUAUGCAGGGAAUAAACGGCUGCGAGGAGAAAGGCCGCAGUGUUCGCUUCGACGACAAGCAAGUGCAUCGCCUAGAGGCGGAGUAUCGGCCCUCUCCGUUAUACAGCCGCAGCGACCUGUAUUACGCGCCCGGUAGGUAUGCUGACCACAGCGGGAAUGGCAUCGAAGAUACCAGCUUCAUGCGCGACCCCACUUAUGGCGUUGGCGACAAAGAUGCGGGGGAGGAUCGUCCUGUGUCCAAAGAAGAGAAAAACCUGAUGAAGGUGGAAAAUUACUUUUCCAAACUCGAUAGCCAUAUGGUGGCUCUGAGGAACUUUGAGACUUCUCAAGAAGCAGCGCCCGGCGCGACGGAGGAUAUGAAGAUGUCCGAUUGGGAGGAUCUGGAUGAAGAUGAACUUAAAGCGCACCUGCACGAAUUGCAUGGGAACAGUGAGGACGACUUUCCUGGGGAGGAGGAGUUGGUUGGAGAAGAACUCGAAGCGUACCUGCGCGAUAUGUAUGCGAACGAUUCUGACGACUUUCCUGAGGACGAGUCGUCCAAAGAAGACUUCUCCGAAUACGAGAUCCUUUGA
Messenger RNA from Coniosporium apollinis CBS 100218, 948 nucleotides. RefSeq lists its product as uncharacterized. The transcript has a single exon. Bases 1 to 948 code for a protein of 315 amino acids. NCBI's taxonomy places the organism in Eukaryota, Fungi, Ascomycota, Dothideomycetes. The record is from RefSeq and is a predicted model, not a curated record.